AAGGUUUCCUCAGGUUCCGGCGGUGGCGCGACGGCGGGUUUGGGACCCGAACCAACCGAGAUCUUCCGAGGCUCGCGAGAGCGCCCCCUUCUCUAGCUACUUGGGGGACCCAGCGGCCGCGAUGGCUCCGGUGUCGGGUUCGCGCAGCCCUGAGGGGGAGGCCUCGGGCUCCGGGGGGAAGCGUCGCAGUUCGUCGAGAAGCCCUAAGCCCAGCAGAUCCGCCCGCUCCCCGCGGGGCCGUCGCUCGCGCUCGAGCUCUCGUUCGCACUCUUGCUCUCGGAAUGGUGUCAGCCAUCAGCCGGGCGGCUUCAGUCAGGGGUCCCGAAACCAGUCCUACCGAUCCCGUUCGCGGUCAUGCUCCCGGGAGCGGCCUUCUGCGCCGCGGGGCAACCCCUUCGCUUCAGCCUCCUCGACCGCCUAUUAUGGCGGCUACUCGCGCCCCUACGGGAGCGACAAGCCGUGGCCUAGCCUUCUGGACAAGGAGAGGGAGGAGAGCCUGCGGCAGAAGAGAUUAAGUGAGAGAGAGAGGAUUGGAGAAUUGGGAGCUCCUGAAGUAUGGGGACUUUCUCCAAAGAAUCCAGAACCAGACUCUGACGAACACACACCAGUAGAGGAUGAUGAGCCAAAGAAAAGCACCACUUCAGCUUCUACUUCAGAAGAAGAGAAGAAGAAGAAGAAGAGGAAGUCUAGUCGUUCGAAAGAAAGGUCCAAGAAAAAGAGAAAGAAAAAAUCCUCUAAAAGAAAACACAAGAAGUAUUCUGAUGACAGCGACAGUGACUCUGACUGUGACUCAGACUCCAGCGAUGAGGAUACAAAAAGAAGAGCAAAGAAAGCCAAGAAAAAGGAAAAGAAGAAGAAACAUAGAUCGAAGAAAUACAAGAAAAAGAAGUCUAAGAAGAGUAGAAAAGAUUCCAGUGAUUCAAGCUCUAAAGAUUCCCAGGAAGAGUUUCUGGAGAAUCCCUGGAAGGAUCGGUCAAAGCCUGAAGAACCCUCAGAUUUAAUUGGCCCAGAGGCUCCAAAAACACUUGCCUCUCAGGAUGAUAAACCUUUGAACUAUGGCCAUGCGCUGUUACCUGGUGAGGGUGCAGCUAUGGCUGAAUAUGUAAAAGCAGGGAAACGUAUCCCAAGAAGAGGUGAAAUUGGCUUGACAAGUGAAGAAAUCGCAUCAUUUGAAUGCUCGGGUUAUGUAAUGAGUGGUAGCAGGCAUCGCCGAAUGGAGGCCGUGCGACUGCGGAAAGAGAACCAGAUCUAUAGUGCUGAUGAGAAGAGAGCCCUGGCGUCCUUUAACCAAGAAGAGAGGCGAAAGAGAGAAAACAAGAUUCUGGCCAGUUUUCGAGAGAUGGUAUACAGAAAAACUAAAGGGAAAGAUGACAAAUAAGGAUUUUCUGAUUGUUCAGCAUUUUUAACAAAAAAAAGAAAGUCUGGGUUCCACAUAUACAUACAAAAAGAUUACCAUGAUCUGAAAAAGCUUUACAGUGCUACUGUGCCUUCUAUUUAAUUCUUUCAGUCCUUCAAUAGAAAGCUGCUUAUUGAUAUAAUUUUAGCAAGUUCUUUGGGUUAUUUUUGGAUUGACCAUAAUAACUCUCUGGUUUAAAAAUCCAAAUUACGAAUGAAAUCAUACUGUACUUGGGGAGGUGGCAUUGAGAGAAAGUGUCAGUAAGAUGAGAAACUUAACUCUCACACCAUGGGACAGUGCUACUAUUAGCUCUACAUGAUGCCCGUCCCCCACUCCCACCCCAACUGAACUUGUGGGAAAUCAUCAUUCCUCUAUGUUGAACGUGUUAUAAAUGGACUUGAUAGAAACAUACAGGAGGCCACUUUUGUUAACAGGGUGAAGGCAUUGCUGAAAACAAAUCUGGAAUUUGAAAAUCGACUUGUAUAAUAUAUAGUCUGCCUUGGAAAUCAUGUAUUUUGGUUUUAGUCCCUACCUCUACCCCAAAUCCAACAAACAAGCCAAAAACCAAACUAACCCACAGACUUAAUGAGUUGAAAAUGUGAACGCUAGUGUUUUAAGUUCUUAAAAGGUUCCUUAAAAAUGGUUCUUCAAAUAUAAAAUACUGGGAAGUGUACUGUUGUGCCAAUGUAAGUAGAUUAUUUCCAUCUAAGCUAUGCUUAGAUCGUUAUUUGAAUACUGGAAAUGAAUGGGCGUCAACUAUGGUUAGGAGUUUAAUAGGGAAAAAUAUAUUGAAGUGUUGGUUUUAAUUUAGUUUUAUAAGGAUGAAGUUAAAAUGAUAUUAAACGUAUUUUAAGUCUGUCCUUUAUGUAGUAAGCAUAUUUCAUUUUAAACAUUGUUAAACGUUUCAGUUUAUUUUUUAUAUCUGUCAUUCAGUUUAACUUUGUAUAGAACCCCUCACUUUAUCACCUUUUUAUGGCUACUGUUGACUUUUAAGUUUGAGAGAAAUGGAAGAUUCUGGGACUAGCAGUUCAUGAUCUUUUUUCUUCCCAUUAUUUUGUUCAGUUUGAGUUGUUAGGUCACAAGAGUGAAGAGAAAGGGGACAGUAGAAGUUUUGGCUGUUUUUGUUAAGGUUGUUUUGAGCUGUGUUAUUAUGUGUCUAGAAUAAAUCUAAAUUACCUGGGGGAUGGGGAAGUUCUAACUCUGUGGUCAUAUAAUGCUCUCUCUUAUAAUAGUUUAAAGUGUUUUUUUCCAAAGUUUUAAAAUAAGGCAGUCAUAUUUCAAAGUAUAGAUAAAAAGUUUUACUAUUUAACAUAUGUUCUAGGAAAGUGUCUACCUUUAACCCACAACUAAAGGAACUAAACCAUUUGGCGUGUAGCAACAUUUAUGACUCCUGAAGAUGAAGUGAUUUCUGUUUAUCAUCAUUGCUGCCUAACCUGAUCAAUAUCUUGUUUCCUAAAGGUAAAAGGAAGCUAGGUUCCAAAUUUAUGAGUUGUAAUCCAUCUACUUCCCUGUGUAAUAAAACCUAAAUUUAUAGUCCCUAUUUAAGAAUUCUCUUCUCUAAGAACAUUAUUUUUUGUUAUUGAUUCCUAGAGACUGAAUGAGUUUGCACUCUUAUUUUCAGUAGGCAGAUCAGUUUUUUUUUUUAUAUUUAAAAAAAAUCAAGAUUCUCCCUUUUUAAUGUGUGGAUCAAUCAUGUAAAUUAAAGAGGAAUUUAAGAAUAUUUUUUAAGAAAUAACAAUUUUAGGUAGGCAAUUAUAAGGAAGAUAACAAUCAUACAUGCCAAGGCUGCGUGAUUCUUCCACAGGCCCCAAGGGGAGAGAUCGAUGCCCUGGUUUAGCAAAAAUUCUUCGCCAGUACAUAUCGCAUAGCUACAGGUAUUAUUCGCUGUUACAUUGACUCCUGGGCAGAAGUUUUGUCCCAAAAAUUCAUUAUGCUGCAAAGCCACAUAGCCAUAUCGAGGAAUGCUGAGGUACUGAAGCCAGGAGAGCCAAGGCCCAACAGUUCUGAGAUUUACCAACAGCCCUGAAAAUAUCAUCAUAAACACAAAGGAGAUGGUCAUGAGAAGUGUUGCUAUGGAUACCACACUCUGGCCUGCUGCUAUGGCCAGUGCCAUAGAACUGGCCGAAUAAGCCACCAUCAUAAGGGUAAACAUCAUGAUGAAGAAGGCCUCCACAACUGGUUUCAAGCCUAACAAGAAGUAUAUUAUACAAGUAAAUAUAAUACUUGGUAACAUCCUCGUGGGUAAUAAAUCAGAUAACAGUUUUCCAAAGAAAUAAGAUGACACUCUGUAGUAUCCACUGAUAUAUUCAUGUAUAAAGAGCUUCUUUUCAACCACAAAGAGCUCCACAGCUGACACACUGCUGAAACACUGGUUGGUCAUCAGGAAGAAGAGCACUCCUGAUCUAUUCUGGAUUCCUGUAAGAUCAUUUUUAGAUCAUAGAAAAUAGCACCAAUAACCAAUCCCAGGAUGACUGUUACAAUUAUCUGAGCUAUAGAGGCCUGGGGAUUGCCCAGUAAGUUUUUGAAUGAACGCUUGGAAAUCCAUCUGAGUUGAUGACAGAAGGAGGUGGCAUAGCAUCUGAGUUGAUGACAGAAGGAGGUGGCAUAGGUGAUCUCCUUAAAGGUUGAGCUCUUCCUCUUAUGACCCUUUACGAGUCGAUCUAACUCAUCUUUCGUUUUUCUGCAAAAGUCAGAGUUGCCAUAAAACUCAGCUAUUUUUUCUAUGAGUGGAGAUCUUCUCUUGGAAGGCUCUUCAGUCUCCUUGACUUCACCGUCUUGGUCCUCUCUGUUUAAUAUCAUAGCAGAGGAGUCUCCAUUAAUGACAUCCAGGAAGAAGUUUGCGGGGUUAUUAUAAGGCUCACAAUGGUAACCCACUGAUGCAAAGUACCCCAAGGCCUCCUGGGCAGGCCCAUGGAACAUUAGUCUUCCCGAGGCCAACAAGGUGAGGCUAUCAAACAACUUGAAGAUAGAAUAACGAGGCUGAUGAAUGGAGAAGAUGAUUGUUCGUCCCUGUUCAGACAUCCUCUUCAGGAGCAAAAGAACAGCAUUUGCCGUGCUUGAGUCUAAGCCAGUUGUGGGCUCAUCCAGGAACAAGAUGGCUGGAUCGGUAAUAAGCUCCAUUCCAAUACUAGUCCUUUUUCUUUCUCCUCCAGACCCACCACGUAUAAAUUGAGUUCCAACCUUGGAAUCUGCCACUUUAUCCAGACCUAACUGCUGAAUGACCUUGUUAAUUUGCUCAUUUUUUUCAUGCCUUGUCAUAGUUGUCGGAAGCUGGAGAGCUGCUGAGAACUGUAAAUUUUCUCUCACUGUCAGAGUUCCCAUCACGACAUCAUCUUGUACCACAUAACCUGAAUUACAUUUGAAAUUGGCAGGUCGAGGUGCUCCAUUUAUCAAAACAUCUCCAGAUAAUCCAUUCGGAUCUUUCCUUGCAGCUAAGAUAUCUAACAACGAAGAUUUGCCGCCACCUGUGGGUCCCAGAAUGGCAUUGAGGUCAGGUCUCAUGAUGCCAUUGACAUUUGUCAGGAUUUCUUUCUCAACUGUUUUUCAACCAAGAAGAAAGCCACUCUUCACUUUUACUCGAUAGCAAAUGUUAUGAAAACUUAACACGGCUACUUCAGUAAAUGUCUUCGGGUUGUUGGAGGUCAUCCUGGAGAGGUCACUGGUGUUUCUUCGUGACAUUGGGAUAAAAACUUGAUCAUUAUUGGAAGACAUCUGGAGAGUUUUGGCCUUUUCAGCUUAACAAGAGAUUCAGUUCAACCGAGGUCUUCGAUCUCAGAGUCCGUGUGCUCAGGCAGAUCAGUUUUAAUGCAACAACUCUGUGAUAGAGGAUUAUUGUGGGUUUUUAUUGGAUUCUCCUGUGUCCUCCACAGAGUAGAUAGUCAGUAAAUGAAAGAAAACAUAUUAAUGUAUUUCAGAACUUUGUCAUUUCUUUCAUCAGGGUUUGUUCAGGAAAGAUCUGCCAAAGAACAGCUUCAGUAGCAUGUUUUUUGGGAAAGAGGAGGGUAGAAUAAAAGGGCUAAAAGUAUUUUGAGCUCAUGAGAGUUACUGCUUCAAACUGUGUUGAGUCAUCUGAGCCAUAAGUCCGAUAGGAGGGCUGUUGUAUUUGAAAUUCAUGUUUUGUUCUUCAGGAAGACUUACCUAGUUUUCCACUUCCUUGCCAGUUGUUCUGAUAAGAUUUUCCCUUCUUUUAUGUUUGUUACACAAAUGUAACAGUUAAAAAAAGAAGAAAGAAAAAUUAACCACAGUCUUAGCACAUCAUUUGUCUUUAGUAUUGUGUGUUCCCUUCCAGUGCUUGUCUGCAUAAAUAUGUAUUCUGAUGUACCUGUACGUAAUCACCCAUAAUGUAAUCUUGUCUUUGGUGGUUUAAACCUUUGCAGUCAGACAAGACAGCCUCACAGGGAUGGUGGGAACAAGUGAUGAUCUGGUGUGAGGAUGGAAAGACCAGAAAUAAGUAAGGGUGGCAAUUGCCUCCUGUUUUGAAGCCACCCUGCUGCCAUCACGGUUGUGAUGCCGUGUGGUAUGCAGCGUGCCCAGUUUCAGAGUAUCGGAGUGUAGUAUUAGUUAACAUUGAGGCUUAACUCACAGUAAGUGAAGGGGCCUGUGAGUAGGGAAAUCUUUAGACUGGUUAUAUUAUGAGCUGUAGAACUGUUGCCAUUUUUCUUUUCCUCAGUUAUGCCCAUUAAAGAGGUGUGUCUACUAGAGAAUUAGGCUCAGAUGGGGGAACAAGCAGCCAAGUAGCAUUCUCAGUCUGACAGGUGAAUUUUAGGAAAUCUCUAAACUUGGCUUCUGUACCUGUAAGACUCAAGUGAUGUAGACAGUGAUGGGAAAAACGACUUAGAAAUGGAAAACAACUUACUGGUUACUGUGCUAAUGUGAUGGAAAUUGCCAAAUGGAAAAUGAAUGAAUGCAAAAAAAAAAAAAAUACAGCUGGAUUGUUUGCCACAAGUUUAUUCAAUAAAUUUUCUGUGGUUUGA
Molecule: messenger RNA, 6369 nt
Organism: Zalophus californianus (California sea lion)
Lineage: Eukaryota; Metazoa; Chordata; Mammalia; Carnivora; Otariidae
Gene: NKAP
Product: NFKB activating protein
Exons: 9
Coding region: 122-1378 (418 amino acids)
Biological process (GO): negative regulation of DNA-templated transcription
Cellular component (GO): nucleus
Molecular function (GO): chromatin binding
Source: RefSeq, a predicted model, not a curated record